AUGGAGGACAUGUCAAAACUACAAGACGAGCUUGAUGCUCUCAAUGCCAAAAUUACCAAGCAGGGAGCUGAAGUCCGACAAAUGAAAAAGGAUGGAGCUGCCGCCGAGAAAAUUGGAGAGGCCGUCAACGCUUUGCAAGCGUUGAAACUUGAGGCUGGGACACUAACAGAAAAGCUGAAGGGUGAUGAACCAGAUUUCAACCGCAAGGCUUUCGAUGAUUUGAUUAUCCGAAAAAUGUUUGUCGUUCCAUCUUUUGAAAUUCAUGGUGGAGUCAAGGGUCUAUUCGAUUUGGGACCUCCUGCUUGCGGUUUGAAGGCUGCUAUGAUUGACUUGUGGAGAAAGCACUUUGUUUUGACAGAAAACAUGUUGGAGAUGGAAUGUACCUGUUUGACUCCCGAAGUCGUUUUGAAAACAAGUGGCCACGUUGAUCGUUUCACAGAUCUGAUGGUCAAGGAUCCCGCUACUGGAGAAUGUUUCCGUGCCGAUAAGUUGCUGGAAGAUGCCAUUGACGACUUGAUAGAGAAGAACCCAACCAUGCCUACCGAGGAGAAAGAGGACCAUUUGCGAACUCAACGUCAAGCAGAUGCUUUCAGUCCUGGGGAAUUGGACACCUUGUUGACCAAAUAUGGAUGUAAGGGACCAUCUGGUGAAGCUUACAGUCCAUCGUUCCCAUUCAACCUGAUGUUCAAGACUUCUAUUGGUCCUGAAGGAACUUCCGUUGGAUUUUUGCGUCCCGAAACCGCGCAAGGUCUCUUUGUCAACUUCCGCCGAUUGUUGGAUGCCAAUGCUGGAAAGAUGCCUUUUGCUGCUGCUCAAAUCGGAAAUGGAUUCCGUAACGAAAUUGCUCCCCGUAGUGGUUUGCUUCGUGUCCGUGAAUUCUGCAUGGGUGAGAUUGAGCACUUUGUUGACCCUAAUGACAAGAGCCACGCCAAUUUCCCCACCGUUGCCGAUAAAGUUCUAGUUUUGUUUGGACGUGACGACCAACUUGGAUCCGGAAAGACAAAGAAGAUAUCCAUUGGAGAAGCCGUCAAGAGUGGGCUUGUCAACAAUGAAACCCUUGGUUACUUUAUGGCUCGAACGCAAUUGUACAUGGAAAAGAUUGGCAUGAACCCAGAGUGUCUUCGUUUCCGUCAGCAUUUGGCUACCGAAAUGGCUCACUAUGCUGCCGAUUGUUGGGAUUUGGAAAUCAAGUCCAGCUAUGGAUGGGUCGAGUGCGUUGGUCACGCCGAUCGUGCCUGUUACGAUCUGGAAGUCCACUCCAAGGCCACCAACACCCCCAUGGUCGCCACUGUUAAGUUUGACAAGCCACAAGAAAUGGAGGUUGCCAAGCUAAAGUUUGACCGUAAGGCCCUUGGUAUGGUCUUCAAGAAGGACGCCAGAACUGUCUCUGCUGCUUUGGAAGCUCUUGCUGAGUCCUGGAAGGACUUUGAACCCAUUGCCACUGCUUUGGAAGCUAGCGGAAAAACCACUGUUGAUGGAUUCGAAAUCACCAAGGAGAUGGUAUCGUGGGAAAAGACAAUGAAGAAGGUCCACGAAGCCAAGUUCACUCCGUCUGUCGUCGAGCCUUCCUUCGGUAUGGGACGCAUCUUGUACUCUCUCUUGGAGCACUCCUUCUACCAACGUGAUAUGGACGAGCAGCGUAACGUCAUGAAAUUCAACCCUCAAGUUGCUCCUCAAAAGUGUGCUGUCCUUCCCAUCAGUAGCAACCCCGAAUGUAAUGCUGCCGUCGAUGAGAUUGCUGCCGAGUUAAUGCAAAGCGACUUGGCCACACGAGUCGACAAGUCUACCGCCGCUCUUGGUCGCCGGUACGCUCGUUCCGAUGAAGUUGGUGUUCCAUUUGCCGUCACCGUUGACUUUGAGACAUUGACCGAUGGCACUGUCACCAUCCGAGAACGUGAUUCGAUGGUCCAAGUUCGUGUUCCCAAGAAAGAAGUCUGCAAUGUAGUCUUUGACAUUGUCCACCAACGGACCACUUGGGAACAAGUGACCAAGAAUUAUCCUGUCGUUCAAGUGGAUGAGGGCGAUGGUACGCCAGCGGAGAAGGGUGCCGAUGCGAGAGCCAAGACUGUCGUGGAGGCCAAUUCGCGUGGCCGAUUUUCACGACCUGCUCCCAAGAAGUAG
Messenger RNA from Cylindrotheca closterium, 2121 nucleotides. The record is from the annotation of a GenBank genome assembly. NCBI's taxonomy places the organism in Eukaryota, Bacillariophyta, Bacillariophyceae, Bacillariales, Bacillariaceae.